Synchiropus splendidus (mandarinfish) is the source of this 4919-nucleotide messenger RNA. RefSeq lists its product as uncharacterized. NCBI's taxonomy places the organism in Eukaryota, Metazoa, Chordata, Actinopteri, Syngnathiformes, Callionymidae. Bases 78 to 4427 code for a protein of 1449 amino acids. The record is from RefSeq and is a predicted model, not a curated record. Gene Ontology annotation, molecular function: zinc ion binding; protein binding. The transcript has 20 exons.
CAGCUCCGUCCCGCCGGUUCCCACUGAACCCGCUCACCCCCCACCAGGAGACUGUCUCCGACUGAACCGAGCCCACCAUGGCCCAGGGUGGCGUGGUCAUCGACCCGGACCAGUUCAAGUGCGUGGUGUGUCUGGACCUGCUGAAGGAGCCGGUCACGGUGCCGUGCGGCCACAACUACUGCUCUGCCUGCAUCCAGCGCUGCUGGGAGCAGGAGGCGGGUCUGGGCUUCGUGUCGUGCCCCCAGUGUCGCCAGAGCUUCAGCCCCAGGCCCGUGCUGGCCCGCAACACCCUGCUGGCCAAGGUGGUAGAGAAGCUGCGGGAGGAGGCGCCCGAGCUCCUGAGCCAGAGCCCGGCGCAGGCGGACGACGUGGAGUGCGACGUGUGCAUCGGCAGGAAGAACAAAGCUGUCAGCUCGUGCCUGGUGUGUUUGGCCUCCUACUGCGAGCUGCACGUCCUGCCCCACCACCAGGGGGCGGUGUUCGCCAAGCACAAGCUGGUGUGCGCCUCCAGGAACCUGCAGCAGACGCUGUGUCCGCGGCACAGCAAGCUGCUGGAGGUGUACUGCCGCACGGACAAGCUCCUCAUCUGCUCCCUCUGUCUGACGGACCAGCACAAAGGGCACGACUCGGUCCUGGUGGAGGCCGAGGUGCAGCAGCAGCAGCAGCACAUCGCGGAACUGAAGCUCCAGUCUCAGCUGAAGAACCAGCUCAGAGAGAGACUGGCUCAGCAGCUCAACGACGCCAUCUUCACCUUAGCACGCUCGGCUCAGGCGGCCGUCAACGGCAGCGACGCCAUCUUCAGCGAGAUGUCGCACUCGCUGGAGCUGAAGCGGCAGGAGGUGAGGGACCUGAUCCGCGGGCAGGAGAUGGCGGCGGUCAGCGCCGCCGAGCAGCUGAUGGUGCAGAUCCAGAAGGACGUCGCUGAGCAGAAGAGGAAGGAGGCCGAUCUGGACAACCUGUGCCAGAGCACCGACCACGUCCUCUUCCUGCAGAGCUUCGAGUCGCUGCUGUCGCAGGCCGACCCCCCGCUGCCCUCCGUCGCCGUGGACACCGACGUGUGUUUUCGGGCGGUGGUCCGGGAGGUGUCGGGCUACAGGGGGGCGCUGCAGGAGGUGUUGGACCAAAGGUCCGCCACCAUCCUGGAUAAAGUGAAGAGGACCAAGAUCGUGGUUUCUCCUGAGCCAGAGGUGCAGCUGAGUCGUCUCUUUCUGGGAGACGUCUUUCCUUUCCACAGACAGGAAGCCGCAGUCCGAUGCCCGGGACUGGACCAAAGACCCACGGGUCCCGUCAACUCCUUCCCGCCCUCCGGGCCUCUGCAGCACGCCUUCAACACCUGCACCAAAGAAGAAGUGCAGUCCAGUUUGUUUAUUUUUCGGCGGACGGUUCGAGCGAUGGCUCAGGGCGGGGUGGUCGUGGACCGGGACCAGUUUAGCUGUUCCAUCUGCCUGGAGGUGCUGAAGGACCCGGUGACGAUCCCGUGCGGCCACAGCUACUGCUCCGCUUGUGUCCAGAACUACUGGGACCAGGACGAGUAUCUGGGCGUCUUCCUGUGCCCCCAGUGUCGCCAGAGCUUCAGCCCCAGGCCCGUGCUGGCCCGCAGCACCCUGCUGGCCAAGGUGGUGGAGAAGCUGCGGGAGAGCGGGCUGCAGGAGGCGCCCGAGCUCCUCAGCCAGAGCCCGGCGGAGGCGGACGACGUGGAGUGCGACGUGUGCAUCGGCAGGAAGAACAAAGCUGUCAGCUCGUGCCUGGUGUGUUUGGCCUCCUACUGCGAGCUGCACGUCCUGCCCCACCACCAGGGGGCGGUGUUCGCCAAGCACAAGCUGGUGUGCGCCUCCAGGAACCUGCAGCAGACGCUGUGUCCGCGGCACAGCAAGCUGCUGGAGGUGUACUGCCGCACGGACAAGCUCCUCAUCUGCUCCCUCUGUCUGACGGACCAGCACAAAGGGCACGACUCGGUCCUGGUGGAGGCCGAGGUGCAGCAGCAGCAGCGUCAGGUGAGUGAGUUGAAGCAGCAGGCCCAGCUGUGGAUCCAGCAGAGGGAGAAGGAGGCUCAGGAUGUGAACCAGGCCAUCUACGCUCUCACGUGCUCGUCUCGCGGCGCCUCCGAAGCCAGCGACAGCACCUUCGCCGAGCUGACGCGCACUUUGGAGGUGAAGCGCUUCGAGGUGCGAGAGCUGAUCAAAGCGCAGGCCGCUGUGGCGGUCAGUCAAGCCAAGCAGCUGCUGGAGAGGAUCCACAAGGAGGUGGCUGAAGUGAAGAAGAAGGAGGCGGAGCUGGACAAGCUGAGCCAGACCGACGACACCGUGCUUUUCCUGCAGCGUUAUCAGUCCCUGGGCUCUCUUGCUCCUGCCGCCCCCAUGCCCCCGUUCACCUUUGACCCCAGCCCCAGCUUCGACCCGGUGGUCCGGGCCGUGUCGGAGUUCAAAGGGCUGCUGGAGGAGAUUUCUCAGGACGGCUUCGUGAGCGUCUACGAGAGAGUGAAAGAGGUGGCCAUCGUCACUUCCCAAAAUCCUGUCCAGAUGAGUGCAGUGCAGCCGGGCCCAAGCGGGUCAUCCCCGCAGCCACAGGAAACAGCAGCUGCUCCUCUGGGUUUGGACCAAAGACCUUUCGGCCUCUUCAGUCCAUCCCUCUCUCCCGGAGCCUUCAACUUCACAAACACACUGCACCUGAAGGCAGCACCAGCACACCUGCAGAAGCCCCGCCCACUCGAGCUACUCUGUUUGGCCGCCGAAAUGGCAGCGACAACCAUCUCCAUCGAGGAGGAUCAGUUCUGCUGCUCGGUGUGUCUGGAGGUGCUGCGGGACCCGGUCACCAUUCCCUGCGGACACAGCUACUGCCUCGCUUGCAUCCAGGACUACUGGAGCCGCGACAGGGCCCGGGAGCAGUACAGCUGCCCGCAGUGCCGCCAGGUGUUCCGGCCCAGGCCGCUGCUGAACAGGAACACGGUGCUGGGGGAGGUGGUGGAGCGGCUGCAGCGGUCCGCACCUGCGGCCGAACCGGAACCGGAGAGCAGAGCCGCCAUAGACGCGGAGGGCAGGUGCAGCGCAUGCGCCCUGCCGAGAGUCCGAUCCUGCGACACCUGCCGGAAGUCCUUCUGCGCGAGCCACCUGAGGGUCCACGAGGAGCGGUUCCGCGGGAAGAACCACAGGACGGCUCCGCACUCGGAGGAGACGCUGUGCCCGCAACACAAGAAGACGCUGAGAGUCUACUGUCGCACCGACCAGCAGGGGGCGUGCUCGCAGUGUGCGAGGCAGCGGCACAAGGGUCACGAGCUGGUGCCGGCGGAGGAGGAGCGGGCGGCGCAGCAGAAAAGCCUCCGAGACGCGGCGCUCGAGUCCAGCCAGCGGCUGAAGGAGGCGGAGAAGGAGCUGCGCUACGUCAUCAGAUACGUCAAGCACUCCACGGCAGCGGUGAUCGAGGAGAGCGAGCGCAUCUUCACCAAACUGAUCCGCUCCAUCGAGAAGCACAGCACGGAGAUGAAGGAGCUGAUCCGGGUCCAGGAGCGGGCCGCCCUGGGCCAGGCGGAGGGCCUUCUGGAGGAGGUCCAGAGGGAGCUGGCUGAGCUGAAGAGCAAGGAGGCGGAGCUGCAGAAGCUCAUCGCCACCGACGACCACGCCCACUUCCUCCAGCGAGCCAAAGCUCUGAGUUUCCCCUGCAAGACGGUGGAGAUGCCCAGCACUGACAAGCUGCAGUACCUGAUGUACAAGAGUGUGAAGAAGUCUCUGGCGGAGCUGAGCGACAGCCUGGAGGACACGCUGACCAAGGACUUCGGCAGAAUCUCCGACAAAGUGUUUUCACUGAAGGACAGCAACAGCAGCUCGGACCGCAGCAAAGCCAAGGACCCGGACGUCGGCAACAAUUCUGAACCCAAGACCAGAGAGGAUUUCCUCAAAUACGGCCAGGACGUCACCCUGGACGUCAACACAGCCAACCAGUACCUGAGGCUGUCGGAGGACCAGCGGGGGGCGACCACGCGCUCCGAGCCGCAGCCGUAUCCGGAGCAUCCGGAGCGCUUCGCCAGCUGGGCCCAGGUUCUCUGUCGGGCCGGCAUGGCAGGCCGCUGCUACUGGGAGGUGGAGUGGGCGGGGCCCGGCGGCGUCUCCGUCGGCGUGUGCUACCGCAGCAUGAGCCGUAGCGGGGGCGACAGCGACAGCAAGCUGGGCCACAACUCCAAAUCCUGGAGCCUGGACUGCUCGUACUCAGGCUGCUGGUUCCACCAUGACAGCCAGACUCUGGCCAUCCCGGCCCGCAGCUCCGCCCGGGUGGGCGUCUACCUGGACCUGAGGGCCGGAGUCCUGGCCUUCUACAACGUGACCGAGUCCAUGACUCUGCUGCACCGGGUCAGGACUACCUUCUCUCAGCCCGUCUACCCGGGCUUCUGGGUGGGACUGGGCUCGUCCCUGAAAGUGUGUCCCCUCCCUGUGUGAGCGACAAAGGACAGACAAGAGUGGCGGCCACAGCUUUGGAACUUUAAUUGGCAGCAUGUGGAGAGCGGCGCUCAGAUCUUGUUGAAGGCAGCAACAUCCACGCUCUGCACCUGCAGACAGGAGGAGGCGCGUGUGAGUUGACGACGGCUCCACCUUGCGGCGGCCGGACGACCGACUCACCAGGUCCUCGAACUUGACGAUCUCCUCUUCCAGGAUGUCGGUGCCGACCUUGUCGUCCUCCACCACGCAGUUGAUCUGCAGCUUCUUGAUGCCGUAGCCGACAGGCAGCAGCUUGGAGGCUCCCCACAGGAGGCCGUCCAUCUGCACCGAGCGCACCGCCGCCUCCAGCUGCACCAUGUCGGUCUCGUCGUCCCACUGCGCCACAAGCAUUUCACCCGCUCUCAAGUGUCCACACCAACUUCAACAACUUCUCCACAGCUCCCAGUUUGGGUGUGACUGUUUUUUGAAUUGUUUUUACAUUUCCAGUGCAGC